Electrophorus electricus (electric eel) is the source of this 943-nucleotide messenger RNA. RefSeq names its product gem (nuclear organelle) associated protein 7 (gene gemin7). Gene Ontology annotation, biological process: spliceosomal snRNP assembly. NCBI's taxonomy places the organism in Eukaryota, Metazoa, Chordata, Actinopteri, Gymnotiformes, Gymnotidae. Gene Ontology annotation, cellular component: SMN-Sm protein complex. The record is from RefSeq and is a predicted model, not a curated record.
CUGUUUCUUCUUCAUGCGGGAAACCGUUAGCAAUAGCAUGUUUUAAGAAGUCCUAGCUAGUGCCUACUUUAAGUGACGUCACGUAGUCCUACUGCAUUUUGUCCAGUCCGCUCCUUGUUGGUUUGGGGAUACAAAUAUUUGUUAGGGGCAAACCUGUGAAAAUACUAUGAAAACCCCGGUGAGUGUGUUGCGUUUGCCCCGGGGACCUGACGGUACCAGCCGCGGAUUUGACCCGAACUCUCCUCGCUACGUCGCCCUGUGUCCGACAACUAUAUCAGCGUCGACGGGGAGUGAAACGGAUGCUGGAAAUACCGAGGAGGAGCAAAGACUACGGUCGGAGCUGCGAGAGCGCUUUCUGAGGAAUCUUAUAGCCAUGACGGGCAAGCAAGUUCAGUUCAAAUUGUACGAGAAGGUUCAAGUUCAAGCAAAGUUCGGAGCUUCUGAUAUAGACAUCCUGAACUUUCAGGUUUCGGAUUUACAGACACCCCUGGGUGUGCAGAAAGAGGCCCUACUCAGGUGUCAAGAUAUGAUUUCAUUUUCGUUUGACUUGUGAAUAUUUUGAUGAUUUAAGUGUUAUAUAUUUACCUGUUUGCAAUGUGUACUAUAAGGAAUGGAAAAUCCAGCGCGAUGCCCUUUGAAGGCUGUAUAAAUGUCGUGCAUGUCCCUUUGUAGUUUGUUUGGCUGCCAUAAGAGGGAGGUAGAGCUGCGUCCAUUUUAAAUAGGAACACACGGGUUUCCUUUUAGUAGAAACUGAGCUGGAGUGCUAUCAACGAUAGGGGGAAAAAACACAAAAGCUGAUUAAUCGGUGUGGAAAUCCUUUGUUCAUGAUGCCGGUGCUUCUAAGGACUAGUGUAACUGGUUUAUUAAAGGGAAACAAUCUUUCUGUGGUGAUGUGUUCAAUAAAUUACAGUAAUAAAGUUCAUUCUGUGCUCAGGUCACAAGA